CGACGAAAAUUUCCAGCGCAAGCUUUCAAUGCUCUCGUGAUGAAUUGCUGUUGCGUGACUAGGAGGUUUCUCAAUUGUCGCCAUGGCGUUAUUGAAUGAUCAUACUUGUGCUUCUGCACGAGGCCUGUUGUCUCUUCCAAGUUUCUUAGAGAGAGCCUAGGUUUUAUUUUUUAUGUAAUUUUUUAUUUUUUUGGUCUGUCAUUUUGGUCUGUUUUUUAUUGUUUAUUUGGUGACAUUUCUUUUUGAGAAACUUAGGUUGUUUUUGAAGUGUGUAGAGGGAGUCAUUGCAUCCUGCCGUAGAUGGCUGUAAUUGGAAGAGGACAGGGUGAGGCAAUUUUUUGCAGAAUUUUGUGUCGCUAUGAGUUGAAUACGUCGAAGUGGAUGUUCGUGCGAUGAAUUGAGAGCCAUUUGGAGCUGCGGCUACAAAUUCUACGCCCUUUUGUGUCGGGUCGAGCGGGUACGAUGUCGUCGGAUCGCAAGCGGCCAAUUCCGUUGGAUUCACGAAGUUCGAAGCGGGCGAGGACGAGCGCUAUCAGAGCUGGAGAUGAGUUCCUUCCUGGGAACAUCACAGAAAUUGAGGUUCACAAUUUCAUGACAUAUACGUAUUUGAAAUCAAAACCAGGGGCGCGUUUGAAUCUUGUCAUAGGUCCCAAUGGCACAGGCAAAAGUUCUCUGGUCUGUGCAAUUGGUAUCGGUCUCGCUGGAGAACCUUCGCUGCUUGGCCGUGCUACAAGUAUUGGGGAUUAUGUGAAGCGAGGAGAGGUGUCAGGGUCGAUUAAAAUUACCUUGCAGGAUCAGAAUCCUGAUAAAAAGAUCUCCAUCACUCGCAAAAUCAACAAACAAAACAAGUCUGAAUGGCUUCUUGAAGAGAAUAAGAGCAUCCACUCGGUCACAAAGAAAGAAAUUCAGGAGGUUGUUGCUAGAUUCAACAUUCAAGUCAACAAUCUUACUCAGUUUCUUCCUCAGGACAGGGUGUGUGAAUUUGCUAAGAUGACCCCCAUUCAACUUUUGGAGGAAACUGAGAAAGCAGUUGGAGAUCCGGAAUUGUCGACACAACAUCUGACUCUUAUUAAGAAAAAUGCUGACUUGAAAAAAAUUGAGACAAGUUUGAAACAGCGCGAAUCAGUUUUGGCCAAUCUGAAAGCAAAUAACGCAGACUUGGAGAAGGACGUGCGACGCCUUCAAGAGCGCAAAAGCUUAUUGGAAAAAGCUGAGAACCUCAAGAAAAAGCUACCUUGGUUGAAGUACGAGCAGAAGAAAGCGCUUUUAUUGGAGGCAAAAGACAAGGAGCGAAACGCCAAGCGUCUGCUUAAUGAAGCAGCUGAGACAACAAAUCGUCUAAAGAAACCAGCGGAGGAAUGGAGGAAGAAGAGGUCUGAUAUUGAAUCAACCAUAAGGAAGUUACAACAACAACAUGAUCGAUUGGAGUCUCAUAGACGGCAGAUGAUAGAGAAUGAGAGUAAAAUGGGAGAACAAGUUCGAGCGAAGAAUAGGGAAAUUGUGGAAGUUAACAAAAGAGAGAGCAUUCGGAAAGAAAAAAUUGUUGCAGCUACCAGAGACCUUGCAACUGCUGAAGCAGAGCUAGCUGAUCUGCCUGAUUAUGAACCUCCAAAACAAGAACUCCAAGAAAUCGGGAACCGAAUCCGGGAGUUUGAACUUGGGAUGAUAGAGAGGAAGAAUCAGAGAGGGGAAAAACAACAACUUUACUCUCAGAAACAACAACAACGUGAUCAAAUUACUCGCAGAAUAGCAGAAAUAGACAAUGUAAAGAACCGUCUUCUCCAAGCUUUAAAAGAUUCUGGUGCUCGAGGGGUGGUUGAUGCUCACAAUUGGGUCCAGAGUCAUCGCAACGAAUUCCAAAAUGACGUUUAUGGCCCUGUUCUACUUGAGAUAAAUAUAGCAAACAUGGAGCAUGCAAAGUACGUGGAAAAUCAUGUUCCUAGAUACAUUUGGAAGGCAUUUAUAUCUCAAGAUGAUCGUGAUAGAGAUUACCUUCAAAAGAAUCUCGAGGGUAUGGAGGUUCCUAUUAUCAAUGCAAAAGAUCUCAGUCAACGUAAUGCACCUGCUGUUACACCCCAGAUGCAAGAAAUGGGUAUUACCGCACGGCUUGAUGAGGUUGUAUCUGCUCCCCCAGUUAUCAAGCAUGUUCUCAAUGGACAGGCUGCUCUUGACUAUUCUUUCAUUGGAACGUCACAAGCGAAUGCCAGAGCAGACGAAGCAAAUGCCUUGGGAGUGAACGAUUUGUGGACUCCUGAGAAUCACUAUCGAUGGAAUAGAUCUUUGUAUGGGUCUCAAGUUUCUGCAAGUGUCACUGCAGUUCGGGCAAGUCGGUUGUUUUCACAAAAUAUUGACACGAGGAAAAAGAAUGAUCUCGAGAGCCAGCUAGAAGUUGUUGAAAAAGAACUUGAACAACUUGGGCAGGAGGGUCGAAAGAUCGAUAGCGACAUUCGUACUCUUGAAGAUGAAGCUGCAGCUCUUCACAAGCAGCGGGAGGAGAUCUUCAACAAAAUGAAGCUGGAGAAAAAGAAGCGUGCUGACAUGACUUCUCGAAUAGACCAGCGGAGAAGGAAAUUGGAGUCCAUUCACGCGGAGGACUGCAAAAGUGCUGAAGAGAAACUACGUGCGGAAAUCACUAAAUUAAACCAGGAGCGAAAGAAGAAUGUGUUGAAGUUAAAGGACGUUGUAAAGGAGUAUGCAAAAAAUCAAAUUCAACUUAUAUUUGAACAGCUCGCUUCAGCCGAAAUAGACCUGAAGGUUAGGGAACAGGAAAGGGAACUCAAGAGUCACGAACAGCUUGCUUUACAGUAUCAGAGGGAAUAUGACGACAGUAAAAUGGAAACAGGAAGGUGUCGACAACAAUUGGAAAACGCCAAAAGAGCUGCAGAGCAAGUCGCUGCAAUCACGAAUGAGCUUCAAAACAUGUUUAGAGAGAUGCCUGACACAGUAGAAGACCUUGAAUACUUAAUCAGUGACACAUUAGCUGAGGCAAAUGCUGUGCUCUGUAACAAUCCGGGUGUUCUCGAGGAAUAUGAGAGGCGGUGCAAGCAGAUUGAAAAUUUGGAAGAUGAUUUAGGCACUGAAAGGGCACAACUUCAAGAUUGCUUAUCAGAAAUUGACUCCGUCAAGGCCAAGUGGCUCCCAACACUUCGCACCCUCGUAACCAAGAUCAAUGAUACUUUUGGCCAUAACUUCAGGGAAAUGGCCGUUGCAGGGGAGGUCUCACUGGAUGAGCAUGGCACUGACUUCGACAAGUAUGGCAUUCUAAUCAAAGUAAAAUUCAGGGAGACGGGAGAGCUGCAGGUGCUAAGUGCUCACCACCAAUCCGGAGGGGAACGCUCAGUAUCGACAAUACUGUACCUCGUCUCCCUUCAAGAUCUGACACACUGCCCCUUUCGUGUGGUGGAUGAGAUCAAUCAGGGUAUGGACCCACAAAACGAACGAAAGAUGUUUCAACAGCUUGUGAGGGCUGCCAGUCAGAUGAACACUCCGCAAUGCUUUCUCUUGACCCCGAAGCUUCUCCCGAACUUGGAGUAUACUGACGCCUGCACUAUUCUGAACAUCAUGAAUGGUCCUUACAUAGAUGAGGCUGCCAGAAAGUGGGAAGAUGGACCUUCGUGGGGGAAGAUCACUGAAUCGGUGGCGUCACACUAGUUGCUUUUGUUCCCCGCAUUUUAUUGAUGGGCUUUAUGUGAGUGCGGUAAACGUUUUGUAACUUCCUCAGAGCUGACGUAAACUUCCCUCAACACCAUUUCAUACUUUCUUGAGAGCAAAAUAUGUUGUCAUGAUAUUGACACUUUGAUAUCGUUUUUUGUGAAUCUACCUGUAGGGUAAAACAUGAAGGAUUUGGACGCCUUGAUACAAAUCCCAUUUAUGAAUGCAGGAUUAGUGCUUGGCCUUGUCGUUUCUAUUCUCGGAAGAGUUUACAUUAAACAUAUUUAACUGGAUCAUUACACUACUUGCCAAUUGUUGAAAACCGAAUUUUACCA
Messenger RNA from Physcomitrium patens, 3986 nucleotides. Its product is annotated as structural maintenance of chromosomes protein 5. Gene Ontology annotation, molecular function: single-stranded DNA binding. The record is from RefSeq and is a predicted model, not a curated record. Gene Ontology annotation, biological process: double-strand break repair via homologous recombination. NCBI's taxonomy places the organism in Eukaryota, Viridiplantae, Streptophyta, Bryopsida, Funariales, Funariaceae. Gene Ontology annotation, cellular component: Smc5-Smc6 complex; nucleus.